Molecule: messenger RNA, 3303 nt
Organism: Rhipicephalus sanguineus (brown dog tick)
Lineage: Eukaryota; Metazoa; Arthropoda; Arachnida; Ixodida; Ixodidae
Exons: 6
Coding region: 1-960 (319 amino acids)
Biological process (GO): dGTP catabolic process
Cellular component (GO): cytosol
Molecular function (GO): 8-oxo-7,8-dihydrodeoxyguanosine triphosphate pyrophosphatase activity
Source: RefSeq, a predicted model, not a curated record
AUGCGACGCAACCAGUGGCUGGCAAACUGUGAUCGUCAGGACCUCAAGGGCCACUCUGAAAAGAGCCUGUACACCAAAGUGAUGUGCCAGCUUCAUUUUCAUGACUCGCAGUUCAUGAAUGCACACACCUAUCAGCGCCUAAUCUGGAAUGCUGUUCCAACACUGUUCGGCAAAGAUGUUCGCAGGCUAGAAGACUUUGAGCCUAAAGAGGCAGCCGUGAGAGUGGACCACGCAUACACUGUUUCAUCGCCUGAAUUGCCACCAGCAUCAGUGGCAUUACCACCAGCACCUCUGGCACCAGCACCGCCAUUGGCUGACUCACUGCGUCACUAUGUAGCUCUCUGCGCUGAGCUUAAGAGCCAGCUGGCUGAGAAGGACCGGCAACUGAAGGCCCUGGAGAAAUGCAGCGAUGGCAUUGUGGACGGUGUGAUCCGUCAAGUUAAAAUUUUGCCACCUGAGAAGCAGCAGCAGCUCGUCAGUGCUCUCAGUCCGUUUGUGAAGCUGAACCAGGAUGAAGGCACAUCUAAAGAGCCCAAGGUCCGUGUGGAAGUCCUUUUGAUAAGCAGGAAACAUCCAGGCCACACCCUGCUUGGCUUGCGCACCAGAUGCUCAUGGGCAAGGGGUCUCUACAUGGUUCCUGGGGACUUCUUACACUUUGGUGAGUCUUGGGAGGCAGCAGCCGUACGUGCUGCAAAGGAGGAGACUGGCCUCGAUCUUGUCGAGCCACGUGUUUGCUCAGUGGUGGAGACAGUGCGAGCAUCCGAGGGAUACCACUGGAUCAACAUAUUCAUGGUGGGCAAGCUGGCCGAUCCAGAAUCCGAGCCGGCUGCACCUAACGAGGCUGUAUGUACAGGGUGGCACUGGUUUGCAUGGGAUGCAUUGCCUGGUGAAGAGCUGCUUUUCUGGAGCCUGCGUGACUUGCGUCGUGAGAAUGUGCUUGAUCUAACUGCCUUCCAAUAGCCAAUAGCCAAAAUGUAUAUAUAUGUAAAAGAAAGUGACCAGUGUAAAUAAUGUAAGUAAACUGUGAGUGUUGUAUAUAGGUCGUACAGUGCCAAGAAGUACAGCUUUCCUUUUUUUAUAUCGUCUUUUAAUCUUGUCUUACUUUAAGUUGUUUUAGAUUUCAUGAAACAAGGUGAUGUUUUUUUUUUAAAAUAUUAUUCAGCAGUGCUUUGAGAUCUAAGAAAUAAUCGUAGCAGAUACUCAGGCAGACAUUUCAGGCACUUGUGAAGCUUCUAGGCACGCAAGAUGCAUUCUUAUAAACAGUCUUCAUGCAUAUUGAUAGGUGGCAGUACACACUGUACUAAGCCAUGCACGCAACCCUCAUGAUUAACACUUUCGUGACCACGCCUAUUCCCAUCGAUCAAGAUCAAGUUUUGGCACUCUCUGAGCGGUUCUGGACAGCUAACGCAAUACAAAGCAUAAAAUAACAUGUUUUCUAUCAUUUUUGUUUGCGAGUUUGUUUUUUCCACCGCGGGGAGAUUUUUAAAGCUCGUUCGCAGUCGAGUAGGUGAGCGCUCGUUGUUUCGGACUUCGCGUCGACGCUGCUCGCAGGUGCUCCACAGAAACAGCGAAUUUUGACGGAUUCCGAUUAAUAUGAGCGGUAAUCUCUGGAUGAUGGUAGCACCACAGACACAGAAGACGACUUCGAUUCGCCAGGCUUCAGUACGGACGGCGAAAGUGCGUCAAACCUCCCCGGAACAUCAGCAGCUAUCCGCCGUAAGUUUCGUCUUCUCCUCGGGUCGUUUUAUCGCUGCCGCGCGUCGAUGUAAACGUAUCCGGUGUGUUCUAAAAAUAACAGCUAUUAUCUGCAAGGUGUUAACUUCGUUCGGGCGGGAGCAUUUAGCGCCAGCUGCAGAAAGAGCGCAGUUCUCUUCGCGAAGACGGCGUGGAGCACACUUUGACCCAACGCUCCGGUGUGCUUCGCGGCGUCCUCUUCGUGUUGUUUUUUACCGCAGAAGUCGUCAGAGAGAUAUGCAACCACACAGAUAAGUAUGCGUGGAUGCAUACUUUCGAAAAGUUCGCAUACAGUGAGAGGGACGGAUCUAUGGAGGGAGGUUACUGAAGAGAAGAUGAGCAAGUUCGUUUCACUCCAUGUGUACAUGGUAAUCGUUGAAGUCCAGCGCUUGCAUUGGUGUUGGUGUCGACGACACAUAUUUCCAGGCCUUCGUCCACCGUCAGUGAUGCAACGGAAAAGGUUCAAGGUUUUUGAGUGUCUCUGAUCUGAAGAAGACGACCGUCGCAUCCCAUGAGAAUCUUCACCCCGUGUCUUCUCUAUUGCAACACAUGAACGAUUUUUCUACGCUAUCUUUUAACCCCUUCGGAACCUUUCAGUGGAUGAGAAAAUGGUGAAAUGUGAAGGUCGGUAUGGUAUCCGGCAGUAUAUGAGCAAGAAAGAGGUCGAAUGAAGGUACAAUUAUGGAUUUUUGCAGAUUUGGAACAAACUACACUGUUCAUUUCAACAAAUACACAGGAAAAUUGAAAAAAUACCAGAACUGCAAACUGUGCUAGAAAAGUUGAACAGAAAUAAAAUUUUUUUUCCCAAAACAUGCGCAGCCAGCCUUUGUUUCACCGCGUCGAGAACCUGCAUCGCGCGGUGGCAUGAUGGGCACUAGUGCCUAUAUUCUUGUAUUUAUGUAAAUUAUCUGUGCACUUACAGAGCUUAUAUUUCCACUAUUAUUCUACGAGGGUUUUGCGUUCAAAAUGUAUAUUUCGAUUUUUUCAAAUGUUGAACCAUUGCAGAGUAGCAUUGAUGUUUUUAUGAAUCCCUCUUUCUUUCUGAUGUAUUUUUCUUUGUUUGAUAAUUUUUUUAUUGAAUUCGAAAUAAAUUCGUUGUUUGGAAUUAAUACUGUUGGAAAGACCAAUUUUUCCUCUAUCAUUUGAUACCCUACACGUUAGCAUCAGUUAUAUUCUGUGGCAGGAAAAAUAUACUUCCUGGACUAGCCAAAAACAACCGAUUUUUCCGCGGUCACGAAAGUGUUAACCUGCUCACUGGAUAAAUGCUAUGUCAUGUUGCCAUGUGACAGACAAUGCUGCCAUGUGACAAGCAAUGUGGUUUCUAUAACGUUCACGCUUCCAGUGUUUGAUGCUAAGCUGCAGGUGACGUAGUGAUGAGCACAACAAAGUUUGAUUUUGGAUGUCGCGCUACAUGCAACACUUCCUUGCUGUCAUCCAAGUCGUGGGCACACGACAAUAGCAUGGCGUUUCUUUGGUGACAUAUUGGCCGAACCCACUUCGAAUCACAUUUGCUGGCGUUGUUGUAGCUCCAGAUAUCACAAAUAUACCCAUACCAAACAUUGUUUGAAC